AUGAGACAGUGCGAGCGGAGCCGUAGUCGCGGCCGGGCAGAUGAGCCAAAUCCCGCCCUCGAAGGCCAGGCAGAGGCGGUUGAACAGCAGGAACAACAACAGCUACAGCCGCCUACUUCCCCCCUUCCAGACGGAGGCUAUGGGUGGGCCGUCACCGCCUGCGUCGCCAUCGUCAACGGCCACUCCUGGGGCAUCAAUGCGGCAUACUCGGUGUUUCUGGGUCAUUAUCUAGCCAACGACGUCUUUUCCGGUGCCACGCCCCUCGGCUAUGCCUUUGUUGGGUCGCUAAGCAUCGGUUGCACAUUUCUCAUCUCGCCCCUCGCAACCAUCGCCGUACGAGUCUUCGGAACAAGACCAACCAUGUUAUUGGGUGCGGUCCUGCAGUCCGUGAGCCUCGUCUGCGCCAGCCUCACGACCCGCAUGUGGCACCUCUUUCUAUCCCAGGGCGCCCUCUUCGGCAUCGGCAUGGGCCUGCUCUUUGUCCCAUCCUACGGCAUUAUCUCGCAGUGGUUCGCUGCCCGGCGUGCCUUGGCCAACGGCAUCGCCAUUGCCGGUGCGGGGAUUGGCGGCCUUGUGUAUUCUCUGGGCUCGGGCGCCAUGAUCCGCAACCUUGGUCUGGAGUGGACACUUCGAAUCCUGAGCAUGGUUUCUUUCGUGGUCAACGUUUUAUGCAUCCUGCUCAUACGAACCCGAUACGGGGCGACCGGCUCACGCCAGCUGGCGUUUGACCCGAGUCUUUUCAAGAGAGUCGAGUAUCUCCUUAUCCUGGCUUUUGGUUCCUUUAGCAUGCUCGGGUACUUCGUCCUGCUCUUUACACUCGCCAACUACGCGGACGAGAUAGGGCUCGACGCAUCUCAGGCAGCAGUCAUCCCGGCCCUGCUCAUGCUAGGCCAAGCUCUCGGCCGACCCGUCAUCGGGCACUUCAGCGACAAAAUGGGGUGUAUUAACAUGGCCGCCCUCCUGACCCUUCUAACCGGUGUCUUCUCCCUCACUAUCUGGGUUAAUGCCAAAACCUACGGUGUGUUGAUUUUCUUCGCACUCAUCGGGGGCACGGUAGCCGGCGUGUUCUGGGUGACCGUCGCACCUGUGAUAGCCGAGGUCAUCGGCCUCGAGAACCUACCUUCGGGGCUGACGCAGUUAUGGUUGGCGUUGGUCCUUCCAGCGACGUUCAGCGAGCCCAUCGCGCUCGAGAUUGUUGUGAAAACGGGGAACUAUAUCGGGGCACAGCUCUUCACCGGUCUCUUUGGGAGGCGAGGAGCUUACAAUGUCCGACUGGGUCUCUGUUGGUCUGGCUCCAGUGUAUAUGCGUUGUUCGACAUUUUCGAUGAAGCCGAAGCGCCAGAAUGUUCAUACAUUGGUAUCGCAGGUCGUUUUGAGCCGGUGACGGUCAUCCGUCACUCGGCUGACGCACGAGCCCCCUACGUUGCGCCCCACCCAUUGGAAGGUCCCGCAUGCUGCGGCGCCCUGUCGGGGCUGGCUGAGGUGACCACAGUCGCGUGCCUGGUUGGUGUUAUGGAUUCGGAUCUUACUUAUACGGCCCGCCUGCGCGAGGUGGUCGAGCGAUGUCUUCUCGAGUCCCAGCAGCAGGCGCCGGAAAACACGAGACGAGCGGGCUUCGCGUCUAUUCCUGAAGGCUGGCCGGCAACCCACGUGCCCGGACGACCCCUACCGGAAGACCUUGUCGAUGAGGGCAAACUGCUGCUCUUCAUGGCCGACGAGGUGGUUUCCCGUGCGCCUCGGACCGGCUCCCGGGUCGCCCAGGAGCGGAGGAAACGUCGCGAAACCGAACAAGCCGGUGGGAUCGCCAAACGGAAGAAACUGCAGGGCCAUGGCAAGGACGAGGUCGCCGAGUGGCCAGAAGGCUGUAUAGUGGCUCACACCGUACCUGCGGACGCCGAUGACGCAGAUUCCGGGGACGAGGAAAGCUCCUUCGAAUCAUCGCUCAAGCUUCAGUAUAACACGGUUCGGAGCUACGUCUCCGCCAUCCAGAAGCUCUACGACGUCCAGAGGACUCGCGGAAUAAAUCCGGCGCCCCGGCCGCAAAGCGUGGCGUUAAAGGCCAUGCAGAAAUCGAUCCUCCGGACGACUUGGGCUCGCAAGCGUUCGGAAUACGCGGACCGCGGCGAAAACACGAUCAAGGACUCGUAUACGCCGUCUCAGAUUCCGGUCCACACGUCCGCCGUAUGGAACGAGUCCAAGCAGAUCGCCUGCGCCCUGCGAACGCAGGUGGAUUUUCUUCUCGGCAACCAUAUGCUUCUUCGUUCGAGCAAUCGGCGGCCGCUCGAGCUCCCAGAUUGCUUUUGUCUGGAACUCCCCAACGAGGGCGUCAAGGAUAAGGAUAACAUCACUCGGGCAUUUGUCGUCGUGAUGAAUCAGGGAAAAACUAACCAGCACGGUCGUCUGGAAUAUGGCGCCUGUUUGAGACAUCGCGAUCCGUUGGCCUGCCUCGUGGGCGCCCUAGGUUUCUGGCUCUUUUACCGCUGGCACGUGGAGAAGGAGUCGUUCCCGAGCUUUUCGCGACGAGAAGACUGGUACGACCUGAAGAUCCUUCGGCGCUCGAUCAACGAGCCCAAAGAUGUGUUGACCCCCCAGACUGCGAACGACUGGACUCGGCGUUUCUAUGAGAAAAGCGGAAUUAAGACGACUAAGGCGAGUCAUGCCCCGCGAGUCGCGAGCUCUCAGAACGCGGACAUCGCCGGUGUCCACGAAGGCCAGAUCCGCCGCGCGGGCCGCUGGAAUAACGGAGACCAGAUGACGGGCUGCUAUCUGACCUCUCUGCCCCUGGAGUUUAUGCGGGCUGUCGCCGACUUUGACCCUGAAUGGUCGGGGUCUUAUUUCAUUGUCAGGAGCACCGCCAAGCCUCCCGGCCGUCUUCUUGCCCGGGUCUUCCCUGGGUUAGAUUACUGGAAGGAACAGCACGACGCUCCGGAAAGUAGUCCAUUCGCCGCCACCGUUCAGCAAGACAAGGCUGCGGGCGCCUUCCUUGAGCUUCUCGCCUGGCUCUGGGAGGUGGUCCUCCAAGAUGCUGCCUUCCUGAAACCUCUGUUCCCGAAUCAUCCCAUCUUCCGGGACCCUCUCUUCCGGGAUCCGGAAUUCGAACAAUACGCAGCCCGGCAGGUCGCCCAGAAUGCGCUAAACCAACGGCGACACGAGGAAACGGUUCAGGCCCUCCGGAAGCUAGAAAGGAAACUAGACCUGCUGGUGAACACCAGAUAUACGGUUACUAUAAGCCCCGAAGGUAAACAUCUGGAACAGAGGGUGGAGUUGCCACGCGGCAGGCGCGUACACCGGAGACGGCGAGAGUCGUCGCUGUCUCCCUGCUCCCCGCCUCCCCAUGCCUCUUCGCUUGCCUCCACCAAUGCCGCCGCCUCCUCUUCUAAUACCGAGCAUCUUCUUCGGGCCGGGAACGAGAAGCCGGUUGGACAGCAUAUUCCUACAGUGUCUCCGUCGAAAGCUCCAGGCGUCGCAGUUGUCGGUCCGGAGGAUGACGAAUCGCCGCCCCGUUUUCGAUUCCCACAGUCCGUCAGGACGGUAAUGGAACUCUGGCGUCUCUGGAGACACGGACUACCUCCAAUGCCGUCCAUUCAAAGUCUCGAAGAGCGUUGGGGUGCUCGGUGGCGAGCAAGAGGCGACCGACAAUACUUCUCCAUCCGUCGUAGAAUUCUCGACGAGAUUGUACGUCGCUCGCAAGCCCGAGACCAGCCGGAGGAGGUCUCGGCGCGAGAGAUGGAUAUAGAGAGGGGGAAGAUCUCUUUGGAUAAGUUCUCCAAAGCUCUGGGGGCGCAACGGGGCCAGGGCACCGGUUGA
This is a messenger RNA of Chaetomium globosum CBS 148.51, 3807 nucleotides long. RefSeq lists its product as uncharacterized. Gene Ontology annotation, biological process: transmembrane transport. The record is from RefSeq and is a predicted model, not a curated record. The transcript has 6 exons. Lineage: Eukaryota; Fungi; Ascomycota; Sordariomycetes; Sordariales; Chaetomiaceae. Gene Ontology annotation, molecular function: transmembrane transporter activity; DNA binding. The coding region runs from base 1 to 3807 and encodes 1268 amino acids.